Diatraea saccharalis (sugarcane borer) is the source of this 1132-nucleotide messenger RNA. The record is from the annotation of a GenBank genome assembly. NCBI's taxonomy places the organism in Eukaryota, Metazoa, Arthropoda, Insecta, Lepidoptera, Crambidae.
GUUCGACGUACGUGGAACGAGCGAAGGAAGACGUUAUCGCUUCUGUAGCGAAGAGCGAACUCGUAAAAUAACAUUACAAGUUUGUGAAGCUAAAGGUUACCUAUCAAGAUUUUAUUUUAUUAUAUUUAAAUUUAAAUAAUAAAAUGGCACCCGCAGCACCUGCAGUGAAACCUGUACCUGAUAAUGACCCUAUAGGCAUCAGAGCAGUACUUUUGGGGCCUCCAGGAUCUGGAAAAGGAACUCAGGCGCCGCUAUUAAAAGAGAAAUAUUGUGUAUGCCAUUUGUCUACUGGCGACAUGCUUCGUGCGGAGGUAGCAUCAGGUUCUGAACUAGGUCGCCGUGUAAAAAAAGUUAUGGAUGAGGGGAAAUUGGUGUCUGAUGAGAUGGUUGUGGACAUGAUUGACAAGAACCUUGACCAGCCAGAUUGCAAGAAUGGUUUUUUACUGGAUGGUUUUCCAAGGACUGUACCCCAAGCUGAAAAGUUGGAUGACUUAUUAAGCAAGCGUAAGACCGAACUGGAUGCAGUAGUUGAAUUUGGUAUCCAGGAUAGCUUACUGGUACGCAGAAUCACAGGAAGGUUGAUCCACCCUUCGAGUGGAAGGAGUUAUCAUGAAGAAUUUCAUCCUCCUAAGAAACCAAUGACUGAUGAUAUUACCGGGGAGCCACUUAUUAAGAGAUCGGAUGACAAUGUUGAUGCUCUCAAGAAACGCUUAGCCACAUAUCAUGCUCAAACUGUUCCACUUGUUGACUAUUAUAUGAGGAGAGGUCUCCAUUACAGAGUGGAUGCUUCUAAGCCUGCUGAAGCAGUGUUCAGUAAAAUAGACAAUAUAUUCAAAAGCAGGAUUUUCAAUAGAGCUUCCCAGUAGAAUAUGCAUUAUCUACAAGUAUUUCUUAAGUGAAAGUGGUUUUGUACAUAAUAACAUUUACAUGCAAUUAAAUCAAUCUCUGUUUGGGUUAUCUCUUGUGAGAAAAUAGGUAGUUAACUUUUUAGAGACUAUUUUUCUUGGACAAAUAUAUGGAUGGAUUGAUAUUGAGCCUAGUUGUUUUAUUAUACAAUGGAUAUAUUUAAUAAAUUUAUAAAAAUAUAGGAGUCUAGUUGCAUAAAAGUCCAUUAAAACUGGCAUUAGCUUAA